UCCCAUUCACAUUUUAGUUGAACUUUUGAGGUGCUAUGGUGAAGUAGUGUCGCGCGCUGUAAUUUUCUUACGUGUUUAAACUCGUAAAAUCAAAACUUUUAUUACGUUGUAAAAUCAUUUUUAAGUAUAACAAAACUUACAAGUGUCACAUCUCUGAUUUACACGUGCAACGUAUUAGUGAUAUAAGUUGUUAUAAAAAAGGAAACAUUUUAAACUAAGUUUCUAGUAGUGUUAAAUUAUGCCCAAUAACAUGUCGAAACUUUUAGUCCAUAGUUUGCUCAUGUUUUUAGCUAUUAAUGCUAUAGAUGCUCUAAAAGAGAACUGUAACAAGGAAGAGGAUUUGCUGCAAAGAUGCUCCAUGGCGUUGCCAGUUCUCAGUUCACCGGAGAUAUCGUUUGCUCUGACUAGAGAAGAAUUAGACAAGAGUUGUGAAGAGCUUCGAGCGGGUAUCAAAUGCAUUGAUAACUAUACGGCUAUUUGUAUGGAGAAAAACGAACAGGUUGUAUUCAGACGGAUAUAUGCUGGUAUAACUGACGUAGUGCAGGAGUUAUGUGCAAGAGGACCUUACCAAGAUGAAUACUUGAGGCAUGCGGAUUGCGUGAAGAACGUACGCUCCGAAUAUGAAGUGUGCAGCAAGAAGUAUGAGGUCACAUUAACAACACUAAGCAGUCAUAAGAACGACCAGUACCAUACCGACCACAACGACGUGGUGGAUCAUGAACACCAUUUGAGGACUGUCUGUUGUUCAUUCCAAGAGUACUUGAUGUGCUCAGAGCAAACGGUGCAGAGGUCGUGCGGUGAUGAGGCUGCCAUGUUCACCAGCGCCUUCCUCAAAAGAAUGGCUUCCAAUAUUAUUAAGAACUUCUGCCUUGAAUACCGCGGUCGCGAAUGUGGGUUGGCAGGUAAAGCUGACAGUCACGCCUCAUCGCCUAUAAUCCUUGCGAUAUUAGCACAAAUCGCGUAUAUAACUGGCAAUUUAGUACCAGCGUAGUUACCUUAAUUUAUUUAGGUGGAAGAUAUCUUAAAUUAGAACGUCGGUAGAAACGUGGUCGUGUCCGAAGUUUGCGACUAUUGCAGCGUUUAGUGCACUGUAAAUAUUUUAUCAGCCUGGUGACUAAAUCCUGAGUAAGAUUUAUCCUAUAGAAGUCGCUGAAUUAUUUAAAUGUUAUAAGUAAUCUUGUAUGUUAUGCAUGUUACACAUCAAAUUCUAAUAUAUAAAUACUAGUUCAGAGUUCAAUAUACAGUAAAUAUUGAG
Molecule: messenger RNA, 1255 nt
Organism: Papilio machaon (common yellow swallowtail)
Lineage: Eukaryota; Metazoa; Arthropoda; Insecta; Lepidoptera; Papilionidae
Exons: 5
Coding region: 239-991 (250 amino acids)
Source: RefSeq, a predicted model, not a curated record